Messenger RNA from Corythoichthys intestinalis (scribbled pipefish), 2015 nucleotides. RefSeq names its product protein FAM222B-like. The coding region runs from base 410 to 1279 and encodes 289 amino acids. The record is from RefSeq and is a predicted model, not a curated record. The transcript has 2 exons. NCBI's taxonomy places the organism in Eukaryota, Metazoa, Chordata, Actinopteri, Syngnathiformes, Syngnathidae.
UGUCAGCGGGUGGGGUCCUGUUGAGGCGCACGCGCAAAGCAAGGAACAAGCUAGCCCGCCCGCUGCGCGACUAACAGACUACAGCGAAAAAGUGGAAAAUCGCGUCGUCAUCGUUGUAGUGUCUGCACCAGAUGAGACGAGCGAGUCCUGAAACCUCCUCAAGACGACAAUCUUAAACCGUCGAGUCUUUGGACCAUUUUUGUCACCUUCGUUCGUUAGUGGCUAGCAUUAGCCUAGCACAAGUACCGAGGACAAGAUAAGGAGUCGACGGCGACUGUCCUGAAAUGUUGCCGUUCUUUUGGACCCGUCCGACGUGCAGAUGAACAGCGGCGAAAUGUAAGCGCUGACCCUCCGCAAGUUUCUUCCGAAGCCGUCCGCCGCGUCGUCCCAUAGACUGCGACCUGACGCCAUGAAUCCGUACUCGGCCUACCAGAGGCUCGCCCGCGACCCGGCACAACAAUAUCACGGACCCCCACCCGGCGUGGCUCACGUUGUCAAACCGGAGACGCCGAGCGCGAUUCCCGACUCGCCGUCCCCCGCCCUUCCGGACCCGCGCCGCGUCCUCCAGGCACCCUCCGCUGUGGCGUACGGACCCCGCAAGCUGCCGGACUCGGACGCGCCCCCAAACGUGACGGUUUCGACCUCUACCAUCCCGCUGUCCAUGGCCGGGGGCCCCCAGCGACGACGGGGCAGCGACCUGAGCGGCAUCGUCCACCAAAUAAAUCAACUGUGCCAGGCCCGCGCGGGGGCGGGCGCCACGUCGGUGUGCGAGGGCCAGAUCGCCAACCCCGGCCCCAUCAGUCGAAACCUGCUCAUCGACGCCAGCUCCCGCGUGGCCUCGCCGCACGUCGGCGAACGAGCCGCUCCGCCUCCCGUCGGGCCGCGGCUCGGCCCGCCCGCCGCCAUUUCCCCCGCGGAUGCGGAACGCGUCAGGCGGCGGCGCGUCUGGACCGGACCGGUGGACCCCGAGGGCACCCGCCCCUGCAAGAAUCCUCGUUCGGACCCUCAGAUCGAGCGCACCUUCCCCGCUCGGACGCUUGGCUACCUUUGUGGGCCGGCGCCCCGACCGUCGGGCCCCGUGGGGCCCUAUGCCGACGAGGGCUACGGGUUCCACGCGGCUUUUCGAGCGGGUGCCGGUUACCGGCGACGCGCCGAAACCACCGACCCGGACUUCCUGAUGGGACGCGACUUGGCGACGGGCGGAUUCGCGGAACCCGACGUGGACUCGAGAGACGGGCCUCGGGACGCCGCUUGCGCUCUUUAUCCGGCGUAUCGUUGAAUGUCAAUCGAGCCUUUUCUUACUUUGGGCGCCAAUUCGUGACCGGGCCUUGUCGCAAAGCAGACGAAUACUUUGGGCGUGACGGGAAAGGUGCCAAAUGUGUUUUCUGAGCAAAAUAAAAGUUUUGUCAGCACAUGAUCUUUCAAGACUCUUUUGUCGACACUAAAGGUGGGAACAAUGGGAUUUGCCAUCCGAUAUAACAAUAUAUCGCAAUAUGACGACGCAUGGCUCAGUAAAUCAAUCUGUGAUGUUCAAGAGAAAUACAAGCUAUUUUGUAAUUGGAGUUUUCCUUCAUCCUGGUUAAAGCCUGGUCAUCGUACAGUUUAGCCAAAAACAUACCCAUUCAUUUCUAAUGGCCAAAAUUUCCUAUUCAUUUUCAAUAGAAGAAAUCAUUUCAAUUUACUCCCAUGGAUUUCCAAAGCAAAAAUCUCCAUCCAAAACAUAUCUCUAUGGGUGGUUGUGAUUUUUAUCUAAAAACAUUCCAUUAAAACCCAUUGACAUUGAAUGAAAUGCCCCCAAAUUUAUAGGAAGUGACCCUAAAUUGCCAUCAUCUCAACAGGAAUUGAUUUAUAUCUACUUGUAUGCGUUACGUAGCCUUUGAUUCAGUCAAAGCAAUCAUACAUUCACAUUCUGGUUGCUUUCAUCUUACCAGGACUUCUUUCUCAGAUCAUGCCGGACAGACUCCGCUAAAAUUUGGGUGUUUGUGCCGGUGGUGUAUAGGUAAAAUCUGCUUACC